AUGAUCCCAAAUGGUGUUCAGGUUACUCCAAUUGAUUACAAUAAUGAUGCCACCAUUGUGUCCGCCCUCAAGGGCCAGCAGUUUCUUAUCAUAACAAUGGCCCCAAAAGCUCCAAGGGAUACACAUAGCAAGCUUGUUCAGGCAACAGCCAAGGCCGGUUUUCCUUAUGUUAUGCCCAGCAAAUAUGGCCUUGACGUUGACAACAUAACUUUCGGGCCAGGACACAAUGCUAGGCCCCAUUGGAAAGGCGCACAGAGAUGAGAUUGAGAGACUUGGCAUGGAGUGGGUUACAAUGUGCUGUGGGUUCUGGUACGACUACAGCUAA
Lachancea sp. 'fantastica' is the source of this 325-nucleotide messenger RNA. The record is from the annotation of a GenBank genome assembly. NCBI's taxonomy places the organism in Eukaryota, Fungi, Ascomycota, Saccharomycetes, Saccharomycetales, Saccharomycetaceae.